This is a messenger RNA of Aspergillus fumigatus Af293, 2832 nucleotides long. NCBI's taxonomy places the organism in Eukaryota, Fungi, Ascomycota, Eurotiomycetes, Eurotiales, Aspergillaceae. The record is from RefSeq and is a predicted model, not a curated record.
AUGAGCAGUUCAAGCGUUUACGAGCCAGAUGAAGACGAAGAAGCGUCUGAUUCCGAUAUCGAAUCCAGGUACUCAAGCACAAAAUUCUCAGCCUCGUCUCUUUCAAUCGAUGACUUUGAACGCCUAGAAUCGACAGAGUCCAAAGACGAAGACGCUCGGGAGGUAAUACCCAGAUCGACAAGAGGGACACGGGCUCAGAUACUGGAUACUUUACGCACAUCACUCGGAAUAGGAUGUGUGGAUGCAUACUCAGUUGAACUUACAGGAACAGCAAACAAUACUUCGUUUUCAACUGUUGGCCGCGAAAAUUACAAUCCCACUCAAAAUGGCGUCGCAAUCUGGACUUCACAAGAGAAGGAGAUUCUGUUCAGCAUGCUCGACAGGAAAGGGAAAAACGGCGUCGCGGAAAUUGCGCAAGCAAUUGGCUCAAAAUCGGAGUUGGAAGUUCAGGAGCAUCUGAAGCUCUUACACAGAGGUCUGGAACGGCAACACGUCCGAGAUUCCCACAGCAGGACCGUCGUCCUCGGCGAAGUUCCAGCAGCACUGGAGAUUAGUCAGGAAUGUUGCAAGGCACUUGAUGAUUACGCUGAACUAUUAGCUCUUGAAGAGCAGCGGGCUGAGGAUGUUGUUGGGAGGAAGUUACAUCAGAACCUGUGGAUCGUCGACCGAGAAGUCGCGGAAAUGGUUGAGGAACAGUUGGAGGAACGAGAUCAGACACCUCUACCCGGCUCAAGCGUAUAUGUCACUGCCGAGAUUUUCAACAUCAAUAAAUGGAUCAGACUAUCUGAAAGGUUCUUCAUGAACGCCGGUGGUCCAAGGUUAGAGGACAACUGGGUCAACGUCGCCUGCGCUGACGAGACCCCUUCCAUAACAGCGGACGCUCUUGCGGAUUUCUACGCUCUGACCGUAAGCGUAACUCGCCGUCUGGUACAUUCUACCCUGUUCUUCGCCAUGUCAAGACUACGGAACAUGAGGGAGACCGGAAACCGCAAAGCACGAAUAGUGAGAUCGCGUGAUGUGAAGACUGCACUGAAUGUGCUCAACAUGCCUCAGGAUCACUUCGACUUUUGGGUGGGGUUAGCCCGGCGGUGCAGCUUGCAAGUUGCAGACCUCCGCCACAAGAAAGGAUGGCAGUCGGAGCUGAUGGAUUACGACGAAGUGGAAGAGAUUCUUUCAGGAAAAGCUCCGGUCGACGAAUCCCUUGAUGCAAGAAGCGCUUCCAGGCGCAGAUCUGAGAGUCACCCUCCGCACGACACAGAAGAUGAUGAUGAUGACGUAUCUGACGUCUAUUCCUAUGCUUCAUCCAUAUUGUCAUCGCCUGAGGUGGCCCCUAUCGAUGAGCCGUCAGUUAAUCUCGAAGAGGAACACGCGGAAGAGAUUGACCAGCUGAACAAUGCCGCAGAAGAACUGCGGCUUUGGAAUUUAAUGGGGCAGCCAGCCCCAGCUAGAAUUUCGUCGUUGGCUUCCAACACAGAGCAAGGUUUCAAGUUGCGCAAGCCGAUUGGCGAGCGCAAGACGAAAGAAGACUUGGUCAAUUGGCGCGACCGGACUUUGUACCGAAGCGACUGGGAGGAAUACGGACACGAGGUUCACGAUCUCUACGAAGAAUUGUCAGAGAAUAGACGAAAAAGGAGGCGUAUUGACAGACACAUGGUCUCGCGAGGAUCUCCCAUCUCAGUAGCCAGUGACAGAGAUCAUGAAGUGGGUGGCAAUGACGAUUCGCAGGGUCCAAGGCAUUACGCUGUUAAGAACCACCUGAGAGCCGAUGAUGACCGAGACAGCGACGAUGCAAUACAGAUUGAAGAAACAAAUGAUGCAAUGGACAUUGAAGGCUCCAAUCACGCGGAGUCGGGUUCUGCAGGCAGCAGAGACUCGAAGAUGAAUAUGGGAACAGAUCCUCUCCAUCAAAGUCAAGAGUUUAGCGAUGGGGAACAAAAUCAUCCUCCUUGGUCUUGGGAACCUGAAGUCAAUGCCACUGCGUCCGAGCAACAAGAUUCAAUCCCGAACAGCAAGGAGGAGGUUGUUGCAGUUGAAACAAGAAAACUGUCAGAUAUUGAAGUCGAGUACGACUCUGAUUCCGAUGCUACCUCUGGCGUGGAGAGCGGCUCUGACCAGAAACGACGUCGUCCCGCGCAAAACCAAGGGGGUGUGCCUGUGAUUGAGAUUGCAGGACCGAGUAUCAAACAUGAGAACUUACAUUUUGAUUAUGAUAGCAACUCGGAGCCUGAGCAGGCGCCCCUUGCCGAUCCCGAGUUCGACGAGGGUAACGACGAUCUCGACCGGAAACCUUCCAUACCCUCUCAACUCAAAACUAGAAACGAAAUAAUACGUGCUAUUGAGGACCCAGCGCCCGUUGUCAAAGAGGAGGACGUGAAAUUUAGCCAGAGCCAAGAUUCUGAGUCGGAGUAUGAGACCGACUCCCGAGCCGGGUCAGACGAGGGGAAACCAAGAGCACAUCUCCGGGCUCCCUCACAACCCCCUAUCAGACUUGAACGUCGACGGAGAGGCACCGAUUCAGAUUCAUACCUCGAUUCCAAUGACUCUGAUAGUGACGGGGACGAGUCGACGAGUCCCCAGCGAGGAGUCAAGCUUGAACCCGACAUGCCAGAGGCGGAUUUAGAUUCGGAGUCGGGCUCGAGUUUCGAUGAUGAUACGAAAGAUAAAGAUGAGAGAUAUAAGAACGAAAAUGAAGACGAUGUGUCUCCCGGCUCGGAUGACGAUCUCCCAUACGAUCGAUAUCAGAAGCGAGAUGAUUCAUACUCGGCAUCGGAAGAUGAGGAUGAGAAGAGUAAUCUGCCUCUUCAUUCUCAGCCCAUGAGCCCGGUUGUUUGA